AUGUCUGACACUCAUUCUGACCGCUCUUUGGAAGGCCUUGCUGCGCCUCAACCAAUGGCUUCAUUCGAUGACACCAGUCCGAAGGAGGUCCCGAUUUCACCAGGUCUCACUCAUCUACCCGAAACGCCUUCACCCGUGUUGAAACUCAAAAGACGCUUGCCCAAAAAGAAAGGCAAGAAGUUUAAGAUCCCGGUUCCGGCAACGGGCAAGCUUCAGACCUUCAUUGAUCACGGUUGCACUAUCGAUCCUCAAGGCUAUCCGAUUUAUCCCAACGGCGAGACUAUACUUGUUCAAGAUCCUAUUGCACCAGUUAUCAACUUCGGGCAUGUGGCUUUCACUCAUACUCAAAAAUCUCACGGUUCGAAAACGGGUCCUUGGAAAACAAUAUGGUACAAGUGUCUUGGUGUAUUACAGUGCGAUGACGACUUCUGCAAUUACGCCGGGCCGCCACCUACUGCUGAAGGCAAAGCAGCCGAAUUCAUUGCUGAGCACCCAGUUUGUCCAGCUGUUGAAUGCAACGGGAAUCACUUUUGGACCGAAUGCAAUGACACGUCCUGCCGAGUUGAUAUUGAGAAAGAUUCCGGUUGGGCAGUCCUUCGCCACUCCGGUGUCCACAAACACCCUUGGCCGGCUUCGAAGAAGGCCGACCCGAUGGCUAUGAUGGAGUUGACCGAAGAACUUGUGAAGAAUCCAAAGGCCGGCCCUUUGGUCCUCAAGGUUGGACAGGCCGGCGCAGGCCAAACAGUCACUUCGCCCGUCAUCAACAUCCACCCAGCGUUUUCGAACGGUGGACGGCUAGGUUACUUACGUCGUAAGGUCCUUGUCGAGAAGGGCCUCAUGCCCGAGAAAGAGAGCAAGGGAGGAGCUUUUCUGGUUUCGGCUGUGGAAUACUCACUCGGUUUUGAAACUCACAGAAACGGCCUCCGAUUGAUUUCGACUUCUCUUCUGGGCGACGCCGUCCACAUUACCUUUCAGACGGAAUGGAUGGCGGAGCAGUUGGUCCGAAGGGACCAGUUCGGCAAGGUCUACUCGGGUGGCUUGUUGUCAGACGUCACAUACCGAUUUUUCAAGAACGGCUAUCUUCUUACCACGUCUAUGUACAGCGAAGUCAUGCACCGUUGGAUCCCCAUCCAGCUUACUUGGAUGUGGGGGCUCAACGUCAAUCAUUAUCGAGCCCAUUUUACCACGUUGCUCAAACAAAUUUACGAUGCUGGUCUCUCUUUCCACGAGCGGGACCUCUUGUCUCAGCAAGUGGUCGAUUUCUCGGCGGCUCAGAAGAAAGGUUUCAUCGCGGCGUACAUGGACGUCUUUAACGAAAGGGAUCCGGCCAAAGCUUUGGAUAAGCUUAAGGGUUGUCACGAGCAUUAUAGGCAGUCCAUCACCCGGGUCAAGAAAAAUCGGAACAUUGUCGAUGUGAGCCAAGUGGGCAAUUUCAAACGCUUGGCUUACGAUCUCUUAGAGCCAGUUCAACCCGGCGGUAAAAGCUUAGGCGACAAAUUCGAUCAUAUCUUUCGCCUCUUUCCUAAAUCGAAGGCCUGGCUAGACUGGUGGAAUACCGCCGACAUUCACUCAAUGCUCUUUACUGCCUGUGGUCGCCUUCCUUUGGACGAUCCUCCGCUUCCUGAUGAGCCUGAGGCUGACGUGCCUGAUACCACUAAUGGGCAAGAAUCAAUGCAUCGUCAAUACUACAUUUUAUCACGGCGCCCGGACGUUAACGAUGGUCGGCCGCCGGAUACGACGGAGGCGCUUCUGCCUUCGAAGAAGCUCGGUCGACCGGCUGGUUCGGCGAAUGUUAACCGAGAUCCACACUCUUCGUAUCAAGCUUACUCAGCCAGUAACGAACCUGGUAAGCAGAAUCGGUGCUGGGAAACAGCCACUCUGGAAGCCCUGUUCCCCACGUUCUCGCCUUUGUGGAUCCAAGGCACCGAUGCAUCGUGCCUCGCACAUCAAAUCCGUUUUAUCUCGCGGGCUCAAGUCUCUUCAAACGGCCAUCCAACAGUUGUCGCCGGACUCUUUUGUCACGGACGCGUUCUGCUCAGCCGAUCUCUUCAUGGAUUAUCUCCUAAUGUCCAAGAAGCAUCCCACCGCAGCCGGUUGACAUUUUGCGUACGACCUCCUUCGCGAUUAUCAAUGCAGCGCCAAUGGCGCCCAUCAAGAAACGGAAACCAUGGUCAAAGCCAAGGUUGUCUUGACGACGGAUCUCUUCCACGAGGCCAACAUCAGAUACUCAGAUGUCACCGAGCUGCUCUCUGCCUGGCAAACCGAUGGCCUCUUCUCAGUCAUUCCCAGAUGCUGUCCCACUUGUCUGAAAGCCCAUCGCAAAGGACUUUCCCGGCAACCUACGGCAACCCAGGCCGACGAGGACGCGGUGGUGUUGGAGGCCUUGGCGAUGAGGAUCGUGCCUCUUUCAUGGGCGAUAUGAACUGGCCUGAAACGAUAAGGCUCGACAACGUCGACUAUGAAAUUGUCUCUCGUGGGUUCUGGGCGUUCAGCCAUUACUGGUGUAAAUUGGUAAGACACGUCGAUGGUGUGCGUGGGGUGUGGUUCUUUGAUGACCGCAAGGAUGACGGCCGUGCCCAGCUGCUAGGUCAAGACUUGUCCUUGAUUGCUGGCCCCCAACCUUACACCAGCUGGGUCAUUUACUCGCGCAAGCCCAACAUUGACGAACAGAAGCUCAUAAAUUGUGGAAUUGCCAAGAUAACCCUCAAGAAUCCGGAACCCCUUGGCAAUGUGCCAUUUGUUCGACCUGGCGACUUGGAAGGUCUUGACGAACAGAUUGACAAACUUGCCACUCCAUCUGUUCCAUCUGUUCCACCUGUGCGAGGUUCGGCAAACAUGGCGAAGCAAGCUUUUGCAUCCGCGAUCAGCAGCCAGCAAGAGGCCCUCGCGGUCGAUUCGAAGCCUUGCAUCCAAGACGAGGCCGAGAAUGUGCAAGACAUCGUUUCGCGGGUGUCCUCCCAAAGCGAUAAAGCCAGGCGGGCUUUUGGUCAAGGUCAAAUGGAUGAUAGCGCUCUCAAACCACCUACAGCCCAGGUGGAUGUGGACCAUCGAACUGCAGCAUCUCAACCUAUUGAACCGUCACCUCCGAUUAUUUCUUUCGGCGCAGAGUGCGAUGCUGGGGAAGAUACUCUUCCCAAUGAAGCUAACCCAACCUCGGAGCGUCUGAUCCUCCGCCUGCGUAACAAGCGAACCGCGCCAGAAGGUAGCCCGGCCAAGUCCCCGUCUGCUUCCCCUUCCUCGGUCAAGAAAGUGACGAAGGGCAAGAAGCGUGCCAAAGCGCGGGUUAACGAACCCGUUGGACCUUUAACCAAGGUCCUCGAGGGUCAGCAGGCUGAACAAAAGCCUAAGGCCAAGGGGAAGAAGAAGAAAUAG
Molecule: messenger RNA, 3372 nt
Organism: Melampsora larici-populina 98AG31
Lineage: Eukaryota; Fungi; Basidiomycota; Pucciniomycetes; Pucciniales; Melampsoraceae
Exons: 10
Coding region: 1-3372 (1123 amino acids)
Source: RefSeq, a predicted model, not a curated record